Apaloderma vittatum (bar-tailed trogon) is the source of this 441-nucleotide messenger RNA. RefSeq names its product tetraspanin-15-like. The record is from RefSeq and is a predicted model, not a curated record. The transcript is spliced from 3 exons. The coding region runs from base 1 to 441 and encodes 146 amino acids. NCBI's taxonomy places the organism in Eukaryota, Metazoa, Chordata, Aves, Trogoniformes, Trogonidae.
AUGUUGGCCUGGGAAGUAACCCUGUUGUUGCUGUUGUAUGAGGUGGAUGAACACAAGGAGAGUGAAAAUACUUUUGGGAGGUGUUUUUUGUGUUCUGCUGCUGUUGAUACUUGUUGUUUUUCUUUUCAGACAGGCAUUAUCAACACCAUGUGUGGAUACAAAACCAUUGACAAAGAGCGCCUGAGCAUUCAGGACGUUAUAUAUGUCCGUGGGUGCACGAAUGCCGUGCUCAUUUGGUUUUUGGACAACUACAGCAUCAUGGCUGGCGUGCUGCUCGGAAUAUUGCUACCCCAGUUUCUGGGAGUGUUGCUGUCCUUACUUUACAUCACUCGGGUGGAAGAUAUCAUCACCGAGCACAAGAUGAGCGAAAGACUGUUUGAAGAACAGAGCUCUGCGCCUGACUUCUCUGGAGCUGGCUGCUGCAUGUGUUACCCGGGGUGA